Molecule: messenger RNA, 2749 nt
Organism: Cucurbita pepo subsp. pepo (vegetable marrow)
Lineage: Eukaryota; Viridiplantae; Streptophyta; Magnoliopsida; Cucurbitales; Cucurbitaceae
Product: cyclin-T1-3
Biological process (GO): regulation of transcription by RNA polymerase II
Molecular function (GO): cyclin-dependent protein serine/threonine kinase regulator activity
Source: RefSeq, a predicted model, not a curated record
GGCUCUUUGUUUGCGCGGUCGCUUGCCGUUCUUCCCUCCAACCCUCUAGGGCAUACCACACACCAACACUGCGCCAUCUCCAUCUCCCAAUUCCAUGUUUUUCCUCAAUUUCCUUCUCAAUCUCUCUCUGCUAUCGAUUCCAGCUCUUCCUUAGCAGCUGCUCUCUCGCGGGCUCACACUCACGGUUUUGUAUCUGGAGGGAAGCUCUUGGAUUUCGCGAAUUCUGAGAGCUUUGGAUAAGGAAAAUCGUGGUGUUAAUGAGCUUCGUGGAAAGAGUGGAUAAUGCGAAGGAAAUAGCUGUUUUAGUUUAAGGGAGUUGAAUCGAUACAGAAAAUUGGCAUUGUUCUAGGCUAUUGAACAUCAUGUCUGGAUUUCUACCAUUCGAUUCAACACAUCAUAGAACAUCUGAUGGUGGGUCUUCGAAGAGUUCUCAAGACAAGCAAGACGAAGCAGGUCAUUGGUACUUGUCCAGAAAGGAAAUCGAAGAAAAUUCCCCAUCAAGAAGAGAUGGUAUUGACUUGAAGAAGGAGACUUAUUUACGAAAGUCAUACUGCACAUUUUUGCAAGAUCUGGGCAUGAGGCUUAAAGUGCCUCAAGUAACAAUAGCCACAGCUAUAAUAUUCUGUCAUAGAUUCUUUCUUCGUCAGUCCCAUGCAAAGAAUGACAGAAGGACCAUUGCAACUGUCUGUAUGUUCCUUGCUGGGAAGGUUGAAGAGACGCCUCGCCCACUAAAGGAUGUAAUCAUUGUAUCUUAUGAGAUUAUUCACAUGAAAAAUCCUGGUGCUGCCCAGAGGAUCAAGCAGAAGGAAGUUUAUGAGCAACAGAAGGAGUUAAUUUUACUUGGUGAGAGGGUUGUUCUUGCAACCUUAGCUUUUGACCUGAAUAUUCAUCACCCUUACAAGCCACUUGUUGAAGCAAUAAAAAAAUUUAAGGUUGCCCAGAACGCACUAGCUCAAGUCGCAUGGAAUUUCGUCAAUGAUGGGUUGAGAACAUCACUCUGUCUGCAGUUUAAACCCCAUCACAUUGCAGCAGGUGCCAUUUUUCUUGCUGCCAAGUUUCUUAAAGUGAAGCUUCCAUCGGAUGGUGAGAAGGUUUGGUGGCAAGAAUUUGACGUGACCCCUCGCCAAUUGGAGGAGGUUAGCAAUCAAAUGCUAGAACUAUAUGAGCAAAAUCGGGUGCAACCAGCUCAGGGAAGUGAAGUCGAUGGAAGUACUGGUGGCGGUCCGAGUCAUCAUAAUGUAGCAAAAACUACAGCUGAAACUGAGGAACAGACUUCAAAGCAAGUAUCCUCUUGUUCGGCACCUGACCAUUCAUAUGCAGACAAUCAUGGGGUACCUCAAAGAGCUGUCCAGAAUCCUGGUAAGAACAAUGGGACCGCUACAGAGGGGGGUAGUGCCAUUACUUGUCACAAGGUGGACCCAAUAGAUAAUCAUCAAAAUGAUGAAUUGCCUUACAAGGAGAGCAGCAGAGAUAUUUCAGACAGAACAAGGUCUGUAGUAGAGCACGCUGGAGAAGAGAAAGAAAAAAACAGUAGUAGAAGUGAGACUGCGGAAGCUGGAGAAUGGAGGGAUGAUGGUGUAUCUCACAAGUCUAGCAGUCUAGUUGGUCGAAAUGUUGAGGUUCGGGAAGGUCCAGUCGGGCAGUCGCCCAAAGCUAUCAAAAUGAUCGAUAGAGACAAGGUUAAGGCAGCACUUGAGAAAAGAAGAAAAUCACGUGGAGAGAUGUCCAAGAAGAAAGAUGUGAUGGAUGAAGAUGAUCUCAUAGAGAGAGAGCUGGAAGAUGGUAUAGAAUUGGCGGCAGAGGACGAGAAAAACAGGCGGGAAAGGGGUCAAAGCUGGUCUAAGGUCGAUAACCAAGAUGAUGGAAAGGCUUAUGAGGAAUCUUUAAGUGAACAUCAUGCAGGAACCAAGAGCCACACUUCUUGGGGGACCAAAGUAGAGAAUAUAGUUGAAGAAGGGGAGAUGCUAGAUGAUGCUUCCCCAGCUUUGAAUAGCCGCAAGAGAAAAGCCGGAAGAUCGCCUGAUUGGCACUCCGACGGAAAGAAGUGGAACGAUUCUCUGUCUAAUAACCAUCACCAUGCUGUGGAAGAUGGAAACCGCAAGAAUCGCUCCGUUUACGCAGAUAGGGAGCUCAAGAGACAUGCCCAUGAGAAUCACUAUUAAACUCGAUUGCAAGGAUCCAGUUCUGUUAUAUUGUAGCCAUAGCAUGUGUAACCUGGGUAGUCCAAGUACUGAAGCAGUGAGAAGUAUACCAAUUCCGUGGAACAUACGUCAUCAUGAACAAUACAAACUGUCGAUGGAAUGCUUCACCUGCUAAACCUAGGAACUGGAGUAUUUACCACUUGAAGAAGGUGAGUGUUUACUUCAGGACAUUGUAAAGCUCAUAUUCUUGGCCGAGAUCAAGAAUUCGAGCAUGGACGCGUAAGCUUUCUCUUGCUUCCGCCAUUUUUCACGCAAGGAAGCCACGAGGACUGUUCUUUUGAUCGUAAUUAACAUUAUGUUUUUACUGUACUCUAGGAUCAUUAUGUGUUAUGCUUUUUGUGGCCAGUUAUAAGUGUAAUUUGGUUUAAAGUACUCGUUUUUCGUAGUUCAAUAUGUAAUUUUGGUCUAGGAUUCAAAUGUAUCUCAGUCAGUUGAUGCAUGCUCUGGGAAUUUCCCAUUUUGUGAUUCUUUUGGUGAUGGUAACUGUAUAAACUCAACAGGCAAGUUUUGUGUUUUAAAAUUAUUAGAAUGGUUGCCUUAUAAUAACC